UAGUGACGUCACCGUCACGUAUGUUGUUGGGCUGGAGGUUUCGCGGCGAUGGCGACGGAGGCUCGGCGCUUGGAAGGGACGCGCUGAGAGCAGAGCUUUUUCGCUCGGAUAUGACGAAUUCGUAUCUGUUGGUGGUUGCUUUGCUCUUCAGUUACUCCAUCGGUUUCGGAUAGCCCCUUCGGCCGUGGACCACCCCUCAUCUCUCCCCUCUGACUGAUUUCUUUGUGUUGCUUGUGAGGGUUUCCAAACUGAUUUACCAGGACUGCAUAUUGUUCACUGCCAACUUUCUGUGACAUAAGUGAGCCGGAGUUCCUCGUUGGCAGAGCCAAGCUCCUUCUCAGGGGCCAUGGAGGAGGAGGGGCAGCAGAGCCUGGAGUGCAUCCAGGCCAAUCAGAUCUUCCCUAAGAAGUCCCCGGUGCUGGAGGAGGAAAACAUGCAGGUGCCCUUCCCUGAGCUGCAUGGGGAGUUCACGGAGUACGUAGGGAGAGCAGAGGACGCCAUCAUCGCAAUAUCCAACUAUCGCCUUCACAUCAAGUUCAAAGAGUCCAUCGUCAACAGUUGUUGUUGUGAGGUUUCAGUUCCUCUCCAGCUGAUCGAGUGCGUGGAGGUUCGGGAUAUGUUUCAGCUUCACGUCACCUGUAAGGACUGCAAGGUCGUCAGGUGUCAGUUCUACACCUUUGAGCAGUGUCAGGAGUGGCUCAAACGUCUGAACGCCGUAGUGCGGCCCCCCUCGCGUUUGGAGGACCUCUUCUCCUUCGCCUUCCACGCCUGGUGCAUGGAGGUGUACGCCGGAGAGAAGGAGCAGCACGGCGAGCUGUGCAGACCCGGUGAGCCGCUGCCUUCCAGCUUCCCUCUCAUCCUGACACUCAGGUCCUAUCAGACAUCAAUCAUUCAGGCGUUUUCUUUUCCUGCAGGAGAGCAUGUGACCUCGUGGUUCAAAAACGAGGUGGAGAGGAUGGGCUUCGACACUCAGAACGCCUGGAGGAUAUCAGAUAUCAACAGCAAGUUCAGGCUUUGCCCCAGCUAUCCUCAGCAGCUUCUGGUGCCAGCAUGGAUCACUGACAAGGAGCUGGAAAACGUGGCGGCUUUCCGAUCCUGGAAGAGGUUUCCUGCUGUGGUUUACAGACAUCAAAGCACAGGAGCUGUGAUCGCCCGCUGCGGCCAACCAGAGGUCAGCUGGUGGGGAUGGAGGAACGCCGACGACGAGCACCUGGUCCAGUCCAUCGCCAAGGCCUGCGCCGUGGACGGCAGCAGCCGCAAGCAUCUUUCGAACGGAAGCUACACCAACGGCUCAGACCCGCCUGACACCGAUUUUGAAUCCUCCAUGACCAACAGCUCAGAGGUGGAGACGCUGGCCAUCCAGCCCAGCAAGCUGCUGAUCCUGGACGCCAGGUCGUACGCCGCAGCCGUAGCCAACAGGGCGAAGGGGGGAGGCUGCGAAUGCCCAGAGUACUAUCCAAACUGUGAGGUUGUGUUCAUGGGAAUGGCCAACAUUCACUCCAUCCGAAAGAGUUUCCAGUCGCUGCGUUUCCUCUGCACUCAGAUGCCCGAUCCAGCCAACUGGCUCUCUGCCCUGGAGAGCACCAAGUGGCUGCAGCACCUGUCUCUGCUGCUGAAGGCGGCUCUGCUGGUGGUCAAUGCGGUGGACAGAGACCAGCGACCUGUGCUGGUGCAUUGCUCCGAUGGCUGGGACCGCACGCCACAGAUCGUAGCUCUGUCCAAGCUGCUUUUGGACCCCUACUAUCGCACUAUUGAGGGCUUCCAGGUUCUGGUGGAGACUGAAUGGCUGGACUUUGGCCAUAAGUUUGCAGACCGCUGCGGCCAUGGGGAGAACUCGGAGGACCUGAACGAGCGCUGCCCCGUCUUCCUGCAGUGGCUGGACUGCGUCCAUCAGCUGCAGAGGCAGUUCCCCUGCUCCUUUGAGUUCAACGAGGCCUUCCUGGUGAAGCUGGUGCAGCACACCUACUCCUGCCUGUUCGGCACCUUCCUGUGCAACAGCGGGAAGGAGAGGGAGGACCGGCACGUUCAGGAGAGGACCUGCUCCGUGUGGUCGCUGCUUCGACCGGCCAACCGCACGCUGAGGAACAUGCUCUACUCCUCCCACUCUGAAACUGUUCUCCACCCGGUGUGUCACGUUCGGAACCUGAUGCUGUGGACGGCGGUGUACCUGCCCAGCUCCUCCCCCACCACCCCCUCUGAUGACUCCUGCGCUCCCUACCCCGUCCCCGGUGCCAACCCGGAGGAUGCGCCCCUGGGCAGACGAACAAAAACUCGCUCUUUUGACAACCUGCCCAGCGCCUGUGAGCUGGGCAGCGCCCUGGCUCCCAACCGCCGCUCCAGCGACCCGAGCCUCAACGAGAAGUGGCAGGACCACCGGCGCUCCCUGGACCUCAACAUGGCAGUGGGUCCUGAGGGAGGGGGGAACCAAGAGCCCCAGCCCAACGCAGAGGGGCAGAGUCCUGCUGACGGCCCGCGGGCCGCAACCCGAAAGGACGAGCCUCUAAGGCCAGCGGGAGGCGAGGCGGAGGAGGCGGAGCUAUCUGUGGUGGUGGGUGUGGCUGAGGGACAGAUGGAGAACAUCCUUCAGGAAGCCACAGAGGAAUCUGGAGCAGAUUCCCAGAGACCUGCUGCUGGACCAGAGGGGAACGGGGAGCCGAUGGAGGAUAACGGAACCAACAUGCAGAGAGAAGCCUUCGCAAAUGGUCACCGUCCUGAAAAUGGGGUGACGGAGGCUGAGGAGGAUGGCGAUUCUUCCCAGAAGGAGGAGGAGCUCCAUCCGCCGCCGAUGGACAGACCCGAAACACCAGAGGGCGACGUGGAGCAGGAGCCGCCUGCGGCUCAUAGAACUGUUCCUAACGGCUUCAUGGAGGGGUCACCCGAGCAGGAGGAUGAAAGCGCUCCUGAACCCGAGCGCGGUAGCUCAGAACUGGAGGAGCAGGUGGAGAAGAGGGCGUCUCUGAUGGAGAGCUCCACAGAGACUCUAACGGAAGAAGCCUGCAGCAAACCGCUGCUUCCAGGACAGCAAAGCGUUUCUGCGAACGGUCAGCCACACAGCGACGACAGGAAGCAGCAUCCUGGCUUCAGGACGGACAAGGAGGCGGCGGAGCUUGGCUUCAGCAGAACUUUGAACGGGGCCACAAAGCACGCCUCAAUCAGUGCCUUUCAGUCUGCAGGUGCUGAGCCGAGCAGGGAGGAGUUAUGUAACGGGGACGGCUCCGACGGAGACCCCAACGCGGCGCCGCACUGGUCCAAAGGAAGCGGCGAACGGGCCCCUCUAAGCCGACAGGUAUCGCUGGCGAGCUGCAACUCUCUGAUCCUCCACCCCCGAGGCAGCUGCUCCCAGCACCGCUGGUGCCACGCCCUGCUGGGCCGAGCCCCCGUCAGCCCGGAGCAGCCGGCCCGCAGCCACCUGGAUGACGACGGGCUGACGCUGCACACGGACGCCAUCCAGCAGAGGCUGAGGCAGAUCGAGGCGGGACACCAGAUGGAGGUGGAGACGCUGAAGAAGCAGGUGCAGGAGCUGUGGAGUCGCCUGGAGAGUCAGCAACAUGGCGGCUCUCACAGGAUCAACGGAGACGUGGGAGAUGAGAUGACCUCAAUGACCGACUCAGAGUUCAACCUGGACCCAAACUGUUUGUCUCGCUGCAGCACUGAGCUCUUCUCUGAAGCCAGCUGGGAGCAGGUGGACAAGCAGGACACGGAGGUGACUCGCUGGUACCCUGAUCAUUUGGCAGCCCAGUGUUACGGCUGUGAGAGCAGGUUCUGGCUGGCCACACGGAAACACCACUGCAGUGGCCCCGAGGCUGUCCAGGAGGUCUGGAACUGCGGAAACGUGUUCUGUGCCAGCUGUUGCGACCAAAAGAUCCCAGUGCCAAGUCAGCAGCUGUUUGAGCCCAGCCGGGUCUGUAAGAACUGCUACAGCAGCCUCCAGCUCGGCUCCGCCCCUCUGGACCAUGAGCUGGAGAAACGCAUCACGGCGAGCUGCGACUGACGGAUGAACGCCGAGGAGCCGGCGGGGGGGAGCUGCGCAGAACGUCCCAUGAACUGUGGGGGGAGGGGAGUGUAAAUAUUUAGACUAACGUGCGGGCAAAGCAGAGAGAACUCUGAAUGUUUGGGUCUGGGUGUGUGAGCAGCAGAGUCCCUCACAUACGGCGGCAGGGAUGGAGCUGCUCUGUAAGGAGCGAGAACGGACCUGCUGACGCCGAGAGAAGCAGUCCUGACCGGUUUAAUCCAUCGCAGUGUCUCUCCUCCAACCUGAGGAGAGGCGUCGCAUCUUAGAUUGAUCUAGAUGAGAGGGAGACACAGUUUUUCCCUCUGAACCGUGGGACGACCAGAAGGUCAGAGCAAGGGCCUCACCUGUCAGGGUUCUGCUUCUGUUGGACAUUUGGUGCCGUCUAAGCAGUUCCCUCGCUCUAAGUAGAUGUGAGAGUUUAGGCCCAUAGCAGACCUACCGCUUCCUAAAGAGCUAGAACCAGUUUUUUUUUUUUUUUACCGGUUCUGAUUGCAUCCACACGUCUCCUAAAAUCUGAGCCGGUUUUCUGUCAGAUAGGCAAACCCACAGUCAGUACCCAUUUAUCCCCUUAGUUUAUCUCCUUAGUUUAUCUCUUUAGUUUAUCUCCUUAGUUUAUCUCUUUAGUUUAUCUC
Messenger RNA from Cyprinodon tularosa, 4644 nucleotides. It is a transcript of the gene mtmr3, whose product is annotated as myotubularin related protein 3. Gene Ontology annotation, biological process: regulation of autophagy; dephosphorylation. The coding region runs from base 347 to 3991 and encodes 1214 amino acids. Gene Ontology annotation, molecular function: phosphatidylinositol-3,5-bisphosphate 3-phosphatase activity; metal ion binding; protein phosphatase binding. NCBI's taxonomy places the organism in Eukaryota, Metazoa, Chordata, Actinopteri, Cyprinodontiformes, Cyprinodontidae. The transcript is spliced from 21 exons. The record is from RefSeq and is a predicted model, not a curated record.